Oppia nitens is the source of this 1732-nucleotide messenger RNA. RefSeq names its product pancreatic triacylglycerol lipase-like. Gene Ontology annotation, biological process: lipid metabolic process. The record is from RefSeq and is a predicted model, not a curated record. The transcript is spliced from 6 exons. NCBI's taxonomy places the organism in Eukaryota, Metazoa, Arthropoda, Arachnida, Sarcoptiformes, Oppiidae. Gene Ontology annotation, molecular function: lipase activity. Bases 60 to 1637 code for a protein of 525 amino acids.
AAAAACACGCGCAAAAACACGUGCUAAAUAAUAAUGAUAAUAAUGAUAUAUACGAUAUCAUGAGUAGUAGUAGUAGUAUUAGUAGCACAGGUAGUAGUAGUAGUAAUACUGAUAAUAAUAAAAAACAAUUGGAAAGGGAUUAUGAUUUAGAUGUCAGCGAUUUUUUGGUUUGGUCAACAAUAGCUACAUCACUGGCCAAAUGGAGUGACAGCAAGAAAGCCCGUCAUCGGAAACGUACGGAAGAGUCGUCAUCGGCAGCCGCGGCUAUGGCCGCGGCCUCCGCAGCCUCGGCUAAUAAACCAACCAAUCGUACCAAUCGGUCGCUGAGACGUCAUCGGCGCCGCCGACGGGACGAAGAGAUGGUAUGCUAUAAAAAUUUUGGCUGUUUUCGCGAUGAGGGACCGUUUGAUUAUUUGGAUACACUGCCGGCCAGUCCCGAAACAAUUGCCACAACGUUUACACUGUAUACCCGUAAGACGGCCGUAGAUGGCGAGCGGUUGGACUACGAAAACAGUACAUCACUGGCGAAAUCCAGUUUCAACGCAAGCAAUCCGAUUAAGAUUAUUAUUCACGGGUUCGGGUCGAGUGGUCGCCGGCCGUGGGUUUUACAGAUGACCGAAGCGUUUCUGUUUAUGGAUGAUUUCAAUUUAAUUGUAGUCGACUGGGAAAACGGUGCACAGUUACCCAAUUAUGUACAGGCAGCAGCUAAUACACAGCUAAUCGGCAAACAGAUAGCACUGUUGAUACGUAUGAUUAACUUUAAUAAGGGUUGCAAACCCGAGGACUAUCAUCUGAUUGGGUUUUCAUUGGGCGCACACGUAGCCGGGUUUACCGGUAUGGAAAUCAGCAAUAUUAGCCGUAUUACGGGCCUGGAUCCGGCCGCACCGUUAUUUGAAGGAUACCCGCCUCGUGUCCGACUGGACCCGACCGACGCCACAUUUGUCGACGUCAUACACUCUAAUGGCGACAGUUUUCUCAGGGGUGGUCUCGGCUCGUUUGCACCGUUAGGUCAUGUCGACUUCUAUCCUAAUGGUGGCCGAGUCCAGGUCGGCUGUAAUUCGGUAUUUAUGGGCGCCCUGUCCGACAUAAUCUACGGCAAAUGGAACAGCCUAUGCAAUCAUCGCCGAGCCUUCCGGUUCUUUAUCGACUCUAUUAUCAAAACAUGUCAGUUUCGGGCAUUUGCUUGCGAUAGUUAUGAAAAUUAUCUGAGGGGCGACUGUUUCCAGUGCGGUAAGGAUGGUAUACAGUGCUCAAAUAUGGGCUAUUUUGCCCACCAGUCCUCGGGUAGGGGCAACAUGUAUUUGGUUACACGCGAAAAUGAACCGUUUUGCGCCAAUCAGUUCAAAAUACGUGUGAUCAGCGGCACCGGUCAGGUGAGCACAUGGGGUAAACUGGAAAUACAGUUUAUGGCCAAAGACGGUAACAACGAAACGUUUAUGUUGACCAACGAAGCCGACGAAAUCAAAGAUACCGGGUUUAUCCAGGGUCUGGUUGUAGCCCAUCCUAACAUACACAAUGUUACCAAUGUUGUACUAACCUAUACAAAGUAUAAGGGCUGGAUAUACAGUGGCAAAGAUAACUGGAUGGUCGACAAAAUUGAAUUGAUUAACAGCGAUGGACACAUGUAUGUACAGUAGUAGUAGUAGUAUAGGUGUUAAGUACUGUAUAUUUUUAAAUGGACAGGUAGUGUAGGGGUAGCUAUCAGUUUGCUAUAGGUUAGUUGUGUUUUUUA